Messenger RNA from Prorocentrum cordatum, 357 nucleotides. NCBI's taxonomy places the organism in Eukaryota, Dinophyceae, Prorocentrales, Prorocentraceae. The record is from the annotation of a GenBank genome assembly.
CCCCGCCGCUGCCCCCCGGCGUCCUGCACGUCCUCGUCGUCCGACUCCGCGGAGCUGUCGGAGCCCUGCGCGCGCCCAGAGGCCGGUGCCCCCGGGGGGCGGCCCCGCAGCUGCUGCGCCGCCCGCGCGGACCCCCGCCGCGCCGCUGCCCCCACGGGCGUCCUGGGGCGCCCCUUGCGACCCGACGCUGCUGCCAAAGCUGCCACGCUGCGAACAAUCACGACCCACAGGGGGACCCUGGACCCCGUCCUCCUGCGGUAUUUUUCGAGCCAGAUCGAUCCGCGAUGGUCCACGCCCAGGGCUCGGCGGUGGACAAACCUCUCUUUAGUAAACCACCCUUUAGUGAAGGCGGCCUAG